Molecule: messenger RNA, 2064 nt
Organism: Ascoidea rubescens DSM 1968
Lineage: Eukaryota; Fungi; Ascomycota; Saccharomycetes; Ascoideales; Ascoideaceae
Gene: MSY1
Product: tyrosine--tRNA ligase MSY1
Exons: 2
Coding region: 145-1968 (607 amino acids)
Biological process (GO): tyrosyl-tRNA aminoacylation
Cellular component (GO): mitochondrion; cytosol
Molecular function (GO): RNA binding; ATP binding; tyrosine-tRNA ligase activity
Source: RefSeq, a predicted model, not a curated record
CAUUAUUGUUAUCCUUUUUCUAUUUCCAUAUUCUCCAUAUUCUCCAUAUUCUUGCUGAUGAUCAAAUUUUUUAUUUCAUGCUAAUCAUGACAGUUUUUCUUUUCUAUAGAGUUGAACUAUGAUUAUAUUUUUUUCUGACUUUCCAUGUAUCAAAAUUUCGAACCCUCGGAUUUUUCAUUUCAUUUUUCACUUUGUUUUUUUUUUCUUUUUAUUAAUAAGAGCUUUGUUACGAAUUUUAAUUAUUUGAAAAUGUUGAGAUUACAUCUAAAAUUAGGCUCAGGCUCAUUCAAAUAUUGUAAUUCUUUUAAACUAAAUCUUCCAAUUAAAAGAUUCAAUUCAAAUAUUUAUCAAAAUGAUUUUCAACCCAUUAAAGAUACCGAGUUCGAUGAUAUUGAUUCUUUGAAUAUGUCUGACUCUACAAAAGUAUACAACUAUAUUAAAAAUUUUAAGAUCAACCCUCUCUCUUUUAAAAAAGAAUUCAACGAUACCCCUAUACUAUCUUUACUUAAACAAAGAAAUCUUUUAAGUUCUAUAACAAAUGACAACCUACCCUCUGAACUAACAAUUCCAAACAAAAAAUUCACAAUUUACUGUGGUGUAGAUCCAACUGCCUCGUCUUUACAUCUAGGUAACUUAUUGCCUCUAAUGUUACUUCUCAAUUUAAACUUAAGAGGCCACAAUAUUAUAACUGUUGUAGGUGGUGCAACUUCCCUAGUUGGUGACCCAAGUGGUAGACUAUCUGAAAGAUCGAAAAUGAAAGAAAACACAAGGCUAAAUAACUUGGACAACAUUAAUAACCAAUUGAUCGAUUUUGUUAAAAAUUCACAAGUUUUUUAUAAAAACUUAUUGAAAAAUCUCUUACCUCCUUCUUCUUUAACAUCGUUUGGUAAUCACCAAAUGCUAAACAAUUAUUCUUGGUGGAAAGAUCUAUCUUUCAUUCAAUUCUUAUCAAACUAUGGCAACCUUUUCAGAAUUAAUACAAUGCUUCAAAAGGAUUCCGUAAAAGAUAGAUUGUCUUCCAAUAAUGGUUUGGGCUUUAAUGAAUUUUCAUACCAAAUCUUGCAAGCUUAUGAUUUUUAUUAUUUAAAUAAAUUCAAAAAUUGUCAAAUACAAGUUGGUGGAAAUGAUCAGUGGGGAAAUAUAACCGCAGGAAUUGAAUUUAUAUCAAAGUUAAAUAAUAUUGAAAAUGAUAUUGGAGACAAUAAUAAUAAUAAUAAUAAUAAUAAUAAUAAUAAUAAUAAUAAUAAUAAUAAUAACAUUAACGUUCGAAAUGUUAAUAAUCGGGUUUAUGGUUUAACUGUUCCCCUAUUAACCACUCAAUCAGGCGAAAAAUAUGGUAAAAGUGCUGGAAAUGCAAUCUUCAUUGAUAAAAAUUUAACCUCUCCUUUUGCUUUAUAUAACCAUCUUUUUAAUACUCCCGACGCUGAAGUUGAAAAAUUGCUAAAAAUUUUCACAAUUAUACCUUUAUCUCAAAUCAAUAAAAUCAUUGAAAAGCAUAACCAAAAUAAAAUCCUAAGAUUGCCUCAGUUAAUCUUAGCAAACCAAGUAACUUCUUUGAUUCAUGGAGACGAUAUAACGACUUCUAUUAAUUUAGUUAAAUUAAUCUUGUAUAAUAAUAGUAACAAUAAUGAAAAUGAGAAAGAUUAUUACUUUAGUGAUACAAAUAUUAAAUCAAUUGAUAUUAAAAAAAUAAUUCAAAGUUUUAAUAAUCUUGAACUACUAAUUAAAGAGAAUUCAGCAGAUAUUUUACAUAAAAGGUUUGUUGAUAUUGUUUCUAAAAUAAAUAAUACCUCAAAAAAUUCUUCAAAGAGGUUAAUUAUUGAUGGUGGUUUAACUAUUUAUUCCAACUCUAAAAAAAUUAAAAUGCUAAAUCCAAACGACACAGUUCAGAGUUCUCACUUGAUUUCUGGUCAAUUAUUAAUCCUUAAAAUUGGAAAAUUAAAGCAUAUUGCUAUUCAGUGUAUAUAAAUUAAAAAUAUUUACUAAAUUUUACUGUCUUUCUGUUACGUGAUCCUUUCAUAUUCUAUUCUAUCCUAUCCUGCCCUAUCUAGUUUUUUCCUGUUU